Nematocida homosporus is the source of this 444-nucleotide messenger RNA. RefSeq lists its product as uncharacterized. Gene Ontology annotation, molecular function: protein binding. Lineage: Eukaryota; Fungi; Microsporidia. The record is from RefSeq and is a predicted model, not a curated record. The coding region runs from base 1 to 444 and encodes 147 amino acids. The transcript has a single exon.
AUGAGUAAAGCACUUAAAAGAGGAACUAAGUUAGUUGAAAGUCUUAAAGGCAAAGUUGAUUUAGUAAAACUAGAAGAGAUGAAAGACUUCUAUUUAAGAAGAAGAGAUACUCAAAUGGCUAUUAGAAAAGUACAAGCUUAUCAUAUCUUAGGUACAGAUGCAGUAUUAGUCUUAGGAGAGUUAGAUUUAGCAGCUAAAACAGCUCAUGAAUCUUAUUCUUAUCAGUUAAAUCAACAAAACAACCAAGAGAUAGCUAAUACUAAAGAAGAGACUGAAGAAUUGCUAGAGACCAAUGAAGACUUAAAGGAGACAGAAGUUGAAUUUACUGAGCAGGACGUACAGAUCAUAAUGGAUCAAGGUGGAGUUACUCGAGAAGAAGCUAUUAAGGCUUUACAGGAGAAUGAAGGAGAUCCUUUAGCGGCUCUGACUGCCCUCGACAAGUAA